AUGAAGAAUCUUUUCUCUAUCAUUCUGUUCCUAAAAGGGGUUGUAGGGCUUCGGACGAUCAAAAAGGAUGUCAUUGUAGUUGGCGGUGGUUCCAGUGGCAUUUAUACUGGAAUCUCACUGGUGGACGCGGGAAAAGAUGUAGUAAUUGUUGAAAAGUCAAGCGCAAUCGGAAGCCACGCCAACACAUAUUACGAUCCAAUCUUCAAAACGCCUCGGAAUGUGGGAGUUCAGUCUUUGCCCAAUAUCUCAGUUGUCAACGACUAUUUGACAAGAGUGAAUGUCACCGCCGGUCCGUAUGUCUCGUACAAUGCCCCGACAAAUCUGAACGUGGAUUACAUGACGGGCCUGGAAGUCAAGAAUUACACAGCGCCAUCCGGUGCUGAAGCCAGCUGGAAGACAUUCCGUUCUAUCAUUGAGGAGAAAUAUUCGUACCUGGAAGAAGGAUUUUUUCUGCCGGACCCAGUCCCGGACGAGCUAUUAUUGCCAUUUUCGCAAUUUUCUGGCAACUUUGCCCCCAAAAAUGUCGACGACAUCUACAUUAACGCGGCGAAGAUCCUAGGAGAUAGGGUAUUGCUCAGCUCGACAGUUCAAAGUUUAAAAAGGAGCGAGAGCAGCGUCACUGUCAUCGUCAAGACGCCUAGCGGGAGAAUCUGUUAUGAGGCAGACAAGAUCGCCAUGGCCGCGCCUCCGUUGAUCCAGAAUUUUGCUGGAUGGGAUCUAUCCUCGAAUGAGUUCCAGCUCUUUAGCAAAUUUCAGAGCAAGAACACUCACAUUGCCAUUACCCGCAAUCCAGAAUGGAACAACGCCUCCAUUACCGGCGUCGGACCCAGCUCUUCACUUGGCAUCGCCAGGCUUCCUGGAGCAAUUAAUACCUCUCCUACUGGCUUCAGUGACUCAUCGUACUUCUCCUACGUCUGCUUUAUAGGCGAAGCUUCUGUUCAGUAUGCGCAGACCCUGUUCAAGUCGCAGGUUCAAAAGUUGAUCGCGAAUGGAGUACUGCCAGCGAGCAAGAACGAAAUUGUCGAAUGGUUCAAUCACGAUCAAUACAUGAACUUUGUUUCUAACGAGGAUAUAAAAUCUGGUUUCUACACUAAGCUGAAUGAUCUGCAAGGCACGUCUAGCACGUACUAUGUGGGUGCUAUUUGGGCAGGACAGGAUUCUGCUUAUAUCUGGGGAGCUUGCAAGAGACUACUACCCAAGAUCUUAGCAUAG
Molecule: messenger RNA, 1212 nt
Organism: Bipolaris oryzae ATCC 44560
Lineage: Eukaryota; Fungi; Ascomycota; Dothideomycetes; Pleosporales; Pleosporaceae
Exons: 2
Coding region: 1-1212 (403 amino acids)
Source: RefSeq, a predicted model, not a curated record